Molecule: messenger RNA, 1719 nt
Organism: Symbiodinium sp. CCMP2592
Lineage: Eukaryota; Dinophyceae; Suessiales; Symbiodiniaceae
Source: the annotation of a GenBank genome assembly
AUGGCGGACGCAUUGGAACUCGAUGGAUUUCACAAGCAGGUUUCCGUAUACUCAAACAUCUCCAGGAUGUCGGACCCUGACACUUUAGUUGACCCAGAGGUUUUCUCGCGGCAGUGCACUGAGAUUGACGAGAUUGCGACCAAACUCGUGGACCAGGCCUUCGUCGAGGAAGCAAUGAAAGAUGCGAUCAAAGAUUGCCGCUUCUGCGUGACUAUAGCUGCCCCACAAGCGGAGGAUUGUCCCCUCAUCGCAAUCUCAGACGAGUUCGCGAGCAUGACCGGCUACCGGCGAGAAGAGGUCCUGGGAAAGAAUUGCCGCUUUCUCAACCGUAAUUGCUAUUUGGAGCCGAGCACAUUCGCAGACCUGCGCCAUACCUGCACAACUGGAGCGCCGUUUAGUGGUACCAUCCUCAACCGCAAGAAAUCAGGCGAUUUGUUUAUGAACUUGAUCAACUUGCAGGGCUUGGUGGUCGCAAACAACACUCGAGGGGAACCCCUGUGGUUCGUCGUUGGGAUACAGGCCGAAGUCACCGACUACUGCCUGGACGACAUGUCGACGAUGUCGGCCCACACGAACCGACUCCAUGAGGUCGCUCAGAACAUCAGAACCAAGUUGACCGCAGAGCUCUCCACCAUGGCUGUAACUGGGUCGCUGAUUGCGGAGAGCAGAGCUGCAGCGUCAGCGCCGACAUGGUGGCUCUUACCGGAUCCCAUGUAUGCCAUGGCAGAUGCCCCAGUCUUCACUCGCCAGCGAACCCUCAUCGAAACAGUGAUGGAGUCAGAGUUCGCAGAAACUUCAGACGACGAGCUGGAACCCGCAAAGCCCACGUCCAGGCUUGUUAGCUUCGCUCGUCAGCAGAGCCAACACGUCGAUACCAUCUUGCCUUCUGCAAUGUGUCUGGAAGACAUCCAGCAGGUGAUGCCUGCAGCGAUGCAGGCCGCAAUGCAAGAGUGCAGCUUUUCCGUGAGCAUCGGGGAUCCUCGCGCGGAUGACUGUCCGCUUGUGGCAGUGUCAGACCAGUUCGAGGCGUUGACCGGCUAUUCACGCGAGGAGAUCAUCGGCAAGAACUGUCGUUUCCUGAGUCGGAACUGUCCGAUAGGCGAACAAGAUCACUGCGCUCUGCGAGACGCAUGCCUCAAAGGCACACCCUUUUGUAAGAUCAUCGUGAACCGCAGGAAGUCCGGAGAUCUCUUCCUGAACCUCCUGGACCUGCGGGGCAUCACAGUGGCCAGAAACGUGAGAACUAGGGAGCAGCUUUGGUUCCUCGUGGCCAUCCAAGCAGACGUUACACACUUGGACAACCAGGAGCUUCCCAAGGAUCACAUGGAUUGCAUCCACGAAGUGGCCUCCAGACUGCGGAGCCGUCUCGCACAAGAGCUGAGCCUGAUGGCCUUGGCUGGAAGCUCCGCCCUGGGAUGUCUGCAGGGCAAGAGCGAGGUCCUCUGGGUUCCUGUAGAUGAGCCGCGCUGGAUCAUGGGUCCUCCCACACCUUCCUGCCGAAGACAGGCCAGCUCGGACUCCCAUCUGCAGAGCAUCGUGGAACGCGUGCGGCAGACGUCCAGCAGACAGGUUUCCGCCAGCAGCCGACAAAUCUCGACGAGCCGACAAGCAUCGCAGGGCAGGCCAACCUGCACCGAGAUGGCGGAGGAUAUGCCUGUGGCACCAGGCGCGUGCAGGGAAGGGAAGCUGGCCCUGCGAGCCACGGCCCAGGCGCGCUGA